AUGGUGAAGAAGAAGGAGGAAGACAAGAAGCUCACUCUCCGUCAAAAGAUCAUGAAGGAGGUUCACCAUUACUGGGACGGCACCAAGCUUUUGGCUGCUGAGGUCAAGAUCAGUUCGAAGCUGGCCUUGAAGAUGGCUGCAGGUUACGAGCUCACUCGCAGAGAGCACAGACAACUGCACCGUACUGUCCAGGAUCUCGGUCGUCUUGUUCCCUUCUCGGUCUUUGUCAUUGUGCCAUUCGCAGAGUUGCUGCUCCCCGUCGCUCUGAAGCUCUUCCCCAACAUGCUGCCUAGCACAUACGAGGGCCAGAAGUCCAAGGAAGCAAAGGCCAGUAGUCUUCGUGGCACUCGCAAGGAGGUCAGCAGCUUCUUGCGUCAGACUCUGCAAGAGACUGGUCUGCCUGUCUCUGCCGCCAAUGCACAAAAGGAAGAGUUUACUGAAUUCUUCCGCAAGAUUCGUACUACUGGUGAAGCGCCGACCAAGGCCGAUGUUAUUCGUGUCUGCAAAAUCUUCAAGGACGACUUGACUCUGGACAACCUCUCGCGCCCACAACUUGUUGGUAUCUGCCGCUACAUGUCUUUGACCACUUUCGGCACCGACACCAUGCUUCGUUACCAAGUCAGACAUCGUAUGCGCCAGAUCAAGCGUGACGACAGGGCCAUUUCCUUCGAGGGUGUCGAGGCCUUGUCCGUGCCUGAGCUUCAGACUGCAUGUGCCUCUCGUGGUCUUCGCACUCACGGUGUCUCGCCUGCCAGACUUCGCGACGACCUGACUUUGUGGCUUGAGCUUCGUCUCAAGUAUGGUGUUCCAAGCACUCUUUUGGUUCUCUCCAAUGCUUUCAUGUAUACCCAGGGCAAGGACGUCGAGUUUGACUCUCAGAUCGAUGCCCUGCAGGCUGUCUUGUCUAGCAUUCCGGAGGAACUCUUCCACGAGAUCGAAUUGGAGGUUCACACUGCCGAAGGUGCUGCAACCAACAGGCAGCGUCUGGAGGUUCUUCGUGAGCAGCAGGAACUGAUUGAGGAUGAGAACGAGCAAAGUGAAAAGCAGAGCGAGGGCGGACAGUCUGCUCGCGUGAAUGAUCUGGAGAACAUUGACGAAAAGGAGGAUGAAGGCCGCCAGGAAGACGUUCUGAGACGUGAACAUGAGGCCGAGCUGCAAGCUCAAGCAAACACAUCGACCUCGGCGACCGGUGCUCAACAAUCAUCGGAGACGAAGGCUGAAGACAAGAAGGCAUGA
Molecule: messenger RNA, 1236 nt
Organism: Aureobasidium subglaciale EXF-2481
Lineage: Eukaryota; Fungi; Ascomycota; Dothideomycetes; Dothideales; Saccotheciaceae
Exons: 3
Coding region: 1-1236 (411 amino acids)
Biological process (GO): intracellular monoatomic cation homeostasis
Cellular component (GO): mitochondrial inner membrane
Molecular function (GO): ribosome binding
Source: RefSeq, a predicted model, not a curated record